This is a messenger RNA of Meloidogyne enterolobii, 1283 nucleotides long. The record is from the annotation of a GenBank genome assembly. Lineage: Eukaryota; Metazoa; Nematoda; Chromadorea; Rhabditida; Meloidogynidae.
UUAAAAAAGGGUGAAUAAUGGGUGGCGCAUUAAAAAGGAAUUUUUAGGGGUAAUAGAAAAAACGGAAGAAGCAACGAUCCGGAAAGUACAAAAGAGAGAGAAGAAGAAAAGGAGAGAGAGACGAAAAAAAGUUUUAAGAAAAAGUUGGAAAAAAGUUUUGGGGAGAAAAGUUGGGGGAGAAAAGUUGGAAAAAAAGUUUUACAAUUCUUGAAAAGGCUUAUUUAUUUAUUUUUAACUGCUUCUCUUUUCUUCUUUUUAUUCAUUGCCCCCAUUUGUUCAUGUUUUUCUUUUAUUCUUUGUUUGCUUCACUUGUUUAGAUGUUUGUGUGUUUUUGGGGAGAGAUGCUCCUCAUUUUUAGGUUUUUUUUCCUUCCUCAAGCAUUUUGUCUUCUUUAUUUUUUCUAAAUUCUCUAAAUAAAUUCCUCAUAAAAUUUAUUUUUAUUUUUAUUUAUUUUAUAGUUUUGUAUAAACAAACCACGCCUUUCCAAAGCAAAUAGUUAAGCACUUUAUAAUUGUCAAGACGUUCUGGCGCUGUAAGAGUUUGAUGCGCGCUUAAUUAUAAAAUUAAAAUUAUCAAGUGUAACCCUAUACACGUAAAAUUUUCCACAUAUAUCCUUAAUAGUUUUUCCAACUCUGCUGAAAAUAUCAGAAUUUUCGGUCAAUUAUUUCACAAGUUAUGAUCUAAAAUGUAUGAAUUUUCUAUAUAUCUAUCGAUAUUUUAGACCACAACUUUUAAAAACUAAACCAAAAAUUCUGAAAUUUUUAGAGAACCUAGAUAACACGAAAAGUAAUAUUUCUGCAAAAUUUCACCUCUCUAGGUACACCCUAGACAAAAUUACACAACUCCGCGCCUUAGUGUUUCUACGCCCAAAUACCCCCUUUCCAAACACUUUUCACCAUUCAGUAGCCAAUAAAACAAAAUUCCUCCUCCUUUUUUCCUUUUAUGAUUUUUCCUCUUUUUUUACUCACUUAUUCACUCACUCACACACAAUAACUUUAAUAAAAAAGAGUUUUUAAACUCCACCCAAUUUUCUAUACUUUUUUCAUAAAAGAACCGCCCUCUUUUCUCACUCGUUCACUCAUUCAUCAUUUUUUGGUUUAUCUUAAAGGAGCUUCUUUUUUCGUUAAAAGAGGAGCUUAUUAAAACCUUUUUCCUUUUAUUUUUAUCAAUUUUUUGUUUUUCGAUUCCAUAGGGUAAAUAGUCGGAUAGUUGUUUUUACGGAUAAAUGUCCCCUUCCCUUUGGUAAUGUUUCCUUUUGUUUAUUAAACAGGCGGAUUUUUGUU